Balaenoptera musculus (blue whale) is the source of this 684-nucleotide messenger RNA. RefSeq lists its product as uncharacterized. Bases 40 to 651 code for a protein of 203 amino acids. The transcript has a single exon. The record is from RefSeq and is a predicted model, not a curated record. Lineage: Eukaryota; Metazoa; Chordata; Mammalia; Artiodactyla; Balaenopteridae.
UUAAAGAGCACGGUGUCAAGAAAGGUAUUUUCAAGACGAAUGUUUACACAAGCAAAGUAUUUUUUUAGACAGGUGAAUUCUAAUUCUGAAGAAGAAAAUUUCAAAAUACUGUUCACUUCUUAUUCCUCAUCUCUCUUCCCAUCCUUAAAAUACAAGUUAAAUCUUAAUUGGAAUCCUUUUCCCAUUGUGGAACCAAGCGCUGGUGUCAGACUUGAAGAGGAAGGCUUUACUUUGUUAGCUAUUUGUUUGAAACCCCAGCGCUCUUCCCAGAUCUUUGGGCUGAUAAUCGCAAACAUGGAGGAUGCUUCUGAUUCUUCACAAGGGGUUGCUUCAUUAAUUAAUAAUGUAGCUCUCCCAGGCUCUCCGCCGUCUCUUCCUGUAUCAGUGACAGGCUGUAAAAGUCAUCGAGUAGCCAAUAAAAAGGUAGAAGCGAGAAGUGAAAAGCUCCUCCCAACAGCUCUUCCUCCUUCUGAGCCGAAAGUAGAUCAGAAACUUCCCAGGAGCUCCGAGAGGCGGGGAAGUGGCGGUGGGACGCGAUCCCCCGCGAGGAGCCAGGCCGUGGCAGCUGGAGAAGCGGCGGCCGGCGGCGCGGCGGGGCCGGCGAGAAGCGACCCCCCGGGGGGACAGAGCCUCCCCUCGCCGCCUUUGUAGUUGAGAAGGUGGAGAAGUGGCAGCCGGCGUGCU